AUGGCAGGAGCAAACCCUGAAGGUGUUGCUUGGUUUCCUCGAGCAGCUUUGAAAUGCUGGGAAUUCGACCCAGACGAUGCCAAACAGUUCUAUAGUCAUAUCCUACUUGAGAUAGUUUCCAACAGUUCUGUUGAUGAAGGCUUCUUUGCCCCAAACAUUCCUUGUCAGGACAUCAACCGCUUAGGAAGACAGAUUCUCACUAGCAUUGCACGGAAGACUUAUGUCCGUUGCCAAUACAUGAACGCCAUGGCCGGUAGCACUUGCAUGGGUACCAAACGACAAGAUUCUGUCGGUGGUACCGAUGCCUACUUUGAAAUUAGCGAUCAGAGCGGAAAGAAUCAGGUUGGGCUUUGGCCAUGCCUCAUUCCUACGCUCGACGAACAGUUUCCCUGGGUAGAUUUGUCUUAUCCACUGAGAUGUAUCUAUAUCCCGCUAUGUCAAGAAGCGCAUAAGAGAUACCCUGAUCGGUGCACGUACACUCGGGUGGAAUUACGUCUUAGUAGUCCGACCCUAAAGAUCUACAGAUAUAUCAAGCUCGACGAGGAAGAACUUAUCAGAGGGAAGUAUAAUCUUGUUAACCGCGAAAGGGACUACCUCAAACAGAUCGACACUCUUAACAGGGGUAUUGAUGGCCAGAAAAUGAGAGAAAAAGAUGGACACACGCUUAAAUCGGAGUUGACAAAAUUGGCACACCAGCUUGAGCAUAAAACCCCGACAACAAAGCUCCCAAUUACCAAGGAACCUGGUGUCUUUUGCGCCGAGAAAAGGAGAGAACAAGGAAUAUUCGGUGAUGACUUUGAGGUGGUAGGUAGCAAAGUCUUGCAGCGAGAUGAUACCUUUGGGUGGAAAUUUCUGCCUCAAUACACGGCCCGGGUUGAUAUCAGAUCUCUUGCAAGUAUGCUUGCAAUUCCCGCUCAAUUACGAAAAGAGGAGUUUCAAGACCCUUAUCAAUUCAUCGCCCUUUUCGAUUCCAAAUCCGUCGUUGCAAAACAACCAACUCACAUUCGAUGGAUGAAUCAAGCAGGUCUCAUUCAACUUGACAGGUUGAUCAGCAGCCAAUAUGGCAUUUCUGUUACUUAUCAAGGAAAUGGGUACGACAAAGAUUGGAUUGUCAAGUGCCUCAUGGGUAUUGUGGCUGUUGGUCUCAGUUGCAUUCCGAUGAUUGGACCUUUAGUUGCCUUGGGAUCUCAAUUGAUCACAGAUGCUAUCUUAGACCCAGAGUCUUUCACAACUGCACAAGGACUUGUUGCCAAAAUACCAAAUAUUACUACAGCCUUUGUUGCGACUGGGCAAAACACGAAAGGUUUCCUCGCUGAAAUGAAAACUGGGAAAUCAGGAAGUCGACAUGUUCUAGCUUUGGAGAGUGACGAUAAUCAAGGUAGGUCAAUUCAGGUUGGACCCGAUGCUAGUGAUAGAGGCGGAACAAGUGGUAAAAGUGAUAAAAAGGUUGAUACGUUGAUCAACAAGGAUACUUUUGAGAUUUUCAACGAUGAGCCUGAGUCCAGUGAGGAUCUGGAUAAUCCAGAAAGCAAAAGUGAUAGUGGUGAAGCGGUGAAAGAAGAAGGCGAGGGGGAGGAAACCGAUGGGAAAGAGGGGAGUGGAAUUGAUGGAGAUAAUACUUCUGAGGGUGGGGCCAAGGAUGGCCCAGAAAAGGAGGCAGAAGGUAGCGACGAAAAAAAUGAGGGAGAAGAGGGAACAGAGAGAAGUCAAGAUGAGGGUGGGAGUGGAGCGGAUGCCGUUGUUGAUCAAGAUGAUGCAAGCGGCAAAGAUAUUCCGGAGGGAGAUGAAAUCCCUAAGAGCGAGGCUUCUGAAGAAGACCUUAAAAGUGAGGAUGAUGGUGGAGAAAGAGAUGACAAUAAUGAAGAAGUGGACGAUGGAAAAAAUCGGGAAGCUGAAGAUGGAGGAAGUGAAGAUCAAAACAAUUCGUAUAACGGAGACAAGGGGGCAGUUGGGGAGGCCGAUGACUCAAAAAGCGAGAACGGCCAGAACGGCCAGAACGAAGAGAAUAAUGAUGAUGGUGAGGAUGGUGGAAAAGGUGUGGAUGAAACAGGGGAAGCGAGCGAAGUUGAAAAUGGCUCGGAUAGCGACAACAAUGGAAAGGACGAGGCGAGUGGAGAUGCUGAUCAAGAAAUCGGAGAAGGGGGUUCCGAUUCUGCCGGCAACCAGGAGAAUCAAGAAGUGAACGCUGGCGAUAAAAGCGAAGGGGAAGGCAAGUUAGAAAGCGGGGAUUAUGGAAGUGAUAGAGAUGGUGAAGAGAAUGAUGCAGAAACCAAGAAUGUUGACCAAGAUGACAAAGAUGGAAAUGAUACUCAAGAAAGAGAUUCAGGAGAUAACAACGAUGAGGAGGGAAGUGAUCAAGAGAACCAACAGGCAGGUAUCGGACAGAAGAUUGAUCAAGAGGAGGACGAUAAUCAGAGUCAAGAAGAAGGUACUGGAGGGAAGAAUGACGAAACCAAUCAAAUAGAUGGGGAAAACGAGGGAAGUGUUGAAGAAGAUGAUGGCAAAGGAGAUGGAAAGGAGGAUGAUAAUACUCGACAAGACUUGGGCGAGCAAAACGACGAGAAAGAAGAUCCAACGGGUUCAACCGAGCAAAGUGAUGAUGUAGAAGGAGACAAUCCAGAAGGAGAUGACCCAGAAGGACAUAAUCCAGAUUCAGAUGACGCGGAUGAACACGAUCAAACAGAGGACAAUAAUUCGGCAAUUGAUUUGGAAGGAGGGAAUGAAAGUGAUCAAAAAGAUGAAGGAGACAGGAACGAAAAUGAAAAUCAAGGGGCAGCUGAUGAAAAUGGUCAAGGGAGUGACGAAGGAGAUGAUCAGGAAGGAAGCGAAGAAAGAAAGGAGAAUGAAGAUACUCAAGAGAAACAAGGAGAGGGCAGCCAGGAUGACGAUGGGGGUGGAGACAAUCAAGAUGGGGAUGAAGCAAACGAGAAAGAUACAGAAGGGAACAACGCGGACCGAGAUAAACCGGAGGAAAAUCAGAAAGAAAAUGAUGAUGUUGAUACUGAAGCGGGAGACGAGGGAAAAGAUGAUACGAAAGAUCAAGGGGACAGCCAAGUGGAUGAUUUUCAGGGGGGGGAUGACCAAGGAGGAGAUAAUCAAGGGAAUGGCCAAGCGGGGGAUAAUCCAGAUGGAAAUGAAGAAGGUGGGAACAGAGAUGGGGGAGAUGGGGGAGAUGGAGAAGAUAGUAGUGGUGAAAAUGAUCAAGGAGGGAAUGAUGAUGGUGAGAAAGACGAUGGCGAAAACAAUGAUCGUGGAAAUGAUGGCGGCAACGCUGAUGGGAAUGACGAUGGUGGAAAUGACGUUGGUGAGAACAGCAACACUGGGAACAGCGAUAUUGAGAACAACAAUGGUGGGAAUGACGAUGGUGGAAAUGACGUUGGUGAGAACAGCAACACUGGGAACAGCGAUAUUGAGAACAACAAUGGUGGGAAUGACGAUAAUGGGAACGACGAUUGUGGUGGAAAUGACAAUGGGAAUGAUAGUGGGGAUGACGAUGGAAAUAAUGGUGAAAACAAGGGCGGUGAUAGAAAUGACGAAGGUGGAGACGAUUAA
Botrytis byssoidea is the source of this 3552-nucleotide messenger RNA. RefSeq lists its product as uncharacterized. Bases 1 to 3552 code for a protein of 1183 amino acids. The transcript is spliced from 3 exons. The record is from RefSeq and is a predicted model, not a curated record. NCBI's taxonomy places the organism in Eukaryota, Fungi, Ascomycota, Leotiomycetes, Helotiales, Sclerotiniaceae.